This is a messenger RNA of Erigeron canadensis, 362 nucleotides long. Its product is annotated as protein M7-like. NCBI's taxonomy places the organism in Eukaryota, Viridiplantae, Streptophyta, Magnoliopsida, Asterales, Asteraceae. Gene Ontology annotation, biological process: systemic acquired resistance. The record is from RefSeq and is a predicted model, not a curated record. The coding region runs from base 45 to 362 and encodes 105 amino acids. Gene Ontology annotation, molecular function: fatty acid binding. The transcript is spliced from 2 exons.
AAUAUAUCAUAUAUAUUACAAGUGUCAGAUAUCUCAUUAAAACCAUGGAAAAUAGAUCAAAGACAAUGGCAGCACUCAUGGUGGUGGUGAUUAUAGGACUACUGGUUCAAGGAACCGUGGCUCACCCAUGUGGUAGCACGUUUUUUUCAGCAUUGGUGCAACUUAUACCUUGCCGUGCAUCAGUUGCACCUUUUAGCCCCAUUCCACCGAAUGAGGCUUGCUGUAAUGCAAUCAAAGUUCUUGGUCAACCUUGUUUGUGCGUUCUGGUCAACGGCCCUCCUAUUUCUGGUGUCGAUCGUAGCAUGGCCAUGCAACUUCCGGAGAAAUGCAGUGUCAACUUUGAACCAUGUGAGCUCAUGUAG